UUCAUUGUCAUUUUUAUUUUAUUAUCUGCGGUAAAUGGGUUUCCCCGCCUUGCUGUUGCUGGCGGUGUAUCCGCAACACAUAACUCCGUUACAUCGGGAUCCGAUAACACAUUUGCUGUCUUCGCCAAAUUCAACUGUUUUUGUUGGAACCCCUCUCUCUUCCUCUUCCUCCACAUUUCCCGGUAAGCAAUUACGUUCUGGAAAGAAACUGGUUGUUAUGGCCCGGAGGUUGUUUGGUCUAGAAGAAGCCAUAAGGAUUCAAAGAGAACGUGAGCUUCAGCCUAAAAUAAAGUAUAGGAGAAAACAGCCUUUGAGGCCUGGAAGGGUAUCACCAUGUCUUCCUGUGCCUGAUGAAAUACCAAAGCCUCCUUAUGUGAGCUCAAAUUUGUUACCAAAACUUUCAAGUGAGCAUCAGAUCCACGAUGCAGAAGGCAUAGCUAAGAUGAAGGCUGCUGGUGAACUUGCUGCUCGUGUACUGGAUUAUGCUGGAACAUUAGUUAGGCCAUCAGUGACAACGAAUGAAAUUGACAAAGCAGUGCACCAGAUGAUCAUUGAGGCUGGUGCUUACCCUUCACCUCUUGGCUAUGGAGGAUUUCCCAAAAGUGUGUGUACAUCUGUCAAUGAGUGCAUGUGUCAUGGAAUUCCUGAUUCUCGUCAGCUACAGGAUGGCGACAUCAUAAACAUUGAUGUAACAGUCUAUUUAAAUGGUUACCACGGAGACACAUCAAAAACAUUUUUUUGUGGAAAUGUUAACCCAGCUCAUAGGCAUCUUGUGAAGGUAACUGAAGAAUGCUUAGCAAGAGGCAUAAACGUUUGCAGAGACGGUGCCAGUUUCAAGAAAAUUGGAAAGCGAAUUAGUGAGUUUGCUGAAAAAUAUGGUUUUGGCGUGGUUGAGUGUUUUGUUGGGCAUGGUGUAGGGACUGUAUUUCAUUCAGAACCUAUAAUAUUACAUCAUCGCAACGAAGAGACUGGUUUCAUGGUUGAGGAUCAAACAUUUACCAUUGAGCCAAUUCUUACAUUGGGAAGCACUAAGAGUAUAACUUGGCCUGACAAUUGGACAACCUUGACAGCUGAUGGAAGUCCUGCUGCACAGUUUGAGCAUACAAUCUUAAUUACUAAAACUGGUGCGGAAAUCUUGACAAAGUAUGAAGAUAAUCCUUCUUAAUAUUGUGCUGACCUGAUAUUUACGUUCUCAUUUAAUAUUUCUUACCGUGAGCAGCAGUAAAGGCUGCAAAUUGCCUUUCAUUAGUAUUGCUUCUUGUUUUGCUUAGAAUUUUAUGUGUUGAUAAAAAUGCCCUUGUUAAAUUGGUAGGUGUAAAUGAUAAUAUGGUCAGGUUGAUAGGUGUUAUUUUCUUCGUAUCUUUUUUGCGCGCAGCCAGGUUGGUUUAACCAUUUCUGAGUUGGUGACAGACAGAAUGUAUAUUUACCAAAUUAGCCUGUAUAGCACUUAUACGUAAAGACGUAUAAAAAAGAAUUUGAUUUGAUGC
Molecule: messenger RNA, 1487 nt
Organism: Tripterygium wilfordii
Lineage: Eukaryota; Viridiplantae; Streptophyta; Magnoliopsida; Celastrales; Celastraceae
Product: methionine aminopeptidase 1B, chloroplastic-like
Exons: 10
Coding region: 35-1165 (376 amino acids)
Biological process (GO): proteolysis
Molecular function (GO): metalloaminopeptidase activity
Source: RefSeq, a predicted model, not a curated record